AUGUGGCUCUGGAUUAUCUUCCCCUUUUCCCUCUCCAUGGUGUCCUUCAUCGGCACAUGGACCAUAUAUGGCAUGGCCUUCUACAGCAAUCAUGUGUGCUCCCUCAGUGACUGGGGGAAUGAAAACGUCUGCAGUGGGAAUCAGUCCAUUGGCUGCUGCUCUAUUCCCACCAUAAGCUCAAGUGGAACCAUGGCACCAGAAAAUUCACUGUUUACAACCGUAAUCAAUGCUGGAGCCUUUCUGUUUCUCCUGUUCUGCAUAUUCCACCAUGCUCACAUCAUGGAGAAACAUGCAUGUUAUUCCAUGAUGAGCAGGAUUGCGUUGGCCUUUGGUGUGGUAGCAGCGCUCGGGGCAUUCGCAGCUGGAAACUGCAACCCAGGUUACCUGUCACUGCUGCACUUCUUCGGAGCUGCCAUCAGUUUCUUGUGUAUCUGCUUCUACAUUACACUACUCACUGACCUGACCAGGAAGUGCACGCUAACAGGAUAUGAGAAGGUUCUUUAUCCUAUACGCGUUGUCUCCACUGUGGUUCAAGUCAUCGUCACCAUCUGCUACACUAUCUUGUUUGUUCAGACGGAGUACUUUUAUAAACAUUUGGCUGCUAUAUUCGAGUGGAUCCUCAGCGUCAACUUGGAGAUGUUUGAGCUCAGCUUUGUCGUGGAGUUCAGCGUUUUCUCGUCCUUCAUGAUUUCAAAUCUGCUGAGCAAGCGAGAGGAAGAAAAGCCUCUGAUGAUACAAAUGUCCUGA
This is a messenger RNA of Scomber japonicus (chub mackerel), 747 nucleotides long. RefSeq lists its product as uncharacterized. The transcript has 7 exons. Lineage: Eukaryota; Metazoa; Chordata; Actinopteri; Scombriformes; Scombridae. Bases 1 to 747 code for a protein of 248 amino acids. The record is from RefSeq and is a predicted model, not a curated record. Gene Ontology annotation, biological process: protein localization to plasma membrane.